CCAGUACAAGUGGACCAGCCUGCUGCCGCAGCCCAGCAGAUGCCGACCUCACCUCGCCCGCGCCCGGCAACGUCGCGCGGCACGUGAGAUCCUCCCCGCCCCCACCCGCACCCGCGCUCCCCAACGGCUAUAUUCCACCCGUUCCCCAUCAUCCUCUCCUCUGCUUGGUGCUUGCCCACCAAAACCCCUGCAUUUAAAUCUCCAGCACGGCCCCCCGCGAUCUCCCGCUCUACUUACUGCUCCCUGCAUCCCCACUCGAUCCAAUCCCCGCUCGCUGACGCCGCUCUUCGACCCCCUGCCAUCGAUGGCGACGCCGCGGAAGCAGCAGCCGCAGCCGCAGGGCGCGGUGUCGGUGCAGCACGUGGCGAAGGCGUCCUCGGACGAGCUCCUCCGCAAGUUCGCCGACCCGGACGCGCGCCACCUCGCCACCACCCCGCCCCGCCGCAGCCUCGCGCUCCGCCGCAAGCGCUCGUCCCGGCGCGUGGCCUCGGGGCUUUCCGCGCGGGACUCCGAAGCGUCGGCGUCCGCGGGGGCCGCGGAGCUGGCGGCGCCCAAGAGGCGGCGGAGCAUCGGCGGGUCGGCGGACUGGAGGGCGGGGCUGCUCCUGCCGACAACCACGGCAGCAUCCGCGCGGAAGGGCCAGGCCCGCCGGGGAGGGGCCGCGCGGCUCGACGACGCCGCUGGCAUCGGCCUCAUCCUCGCCGCGCUGGAGCGGACGUGGAGGAAGACGGUGGCGGGGGCGUCCAAGAUGUUCGUGGAGAGGCACCGGACCAACCACGUCCUGCUCAUCAGCGACAUGGUCUGACACUCUGAGCCAAACUCUGCCACGCGAUGAUCGAGCCCUUUCGCUCGAUUUGGUUUCCUUUUAAAGUUAUUAAUUCGUUCAAUUGAGCAUUCGUUUUAGAAUCUGUUAGCAGAAUAAAAUGGUAGGGAAGAAUGAGCUAGGGUGAACUAGCUACUUACCUCUGUGUAGUUCAGCUUCUUCGCUGCCAAUUGCCGGUGUGAUUUCCCGUGUGUUCGUUUGUGUGUUCUUUCGCUCUGGUGAACCAUCGUCUCAGCGACCAUGUUGUAAAUUGAAGUUUGCAAAGUACGUUAUCAGCGUUGUGCUAAGAAUUGGAUUUGCAUCAUCAA
Molecule: messenger RNA, 1131 nt
Organism: Setaria italica (foxtail millet)
Lineage: Eukaryota; Viridiplantae; Streptophyta; Magnoliopsida; Poales; Poaceae
Exons: 2
Coding region: 305-805 (166 amino acids)
Source: RefSeq, a predicted model, not a curated record